Austrofundulus limnaeus is the source of this 2458-nucleotide messenger RNA. Its product is annotated as pyridoxal kinase. The record is from RefSeq and is a predicted model, not a curated record. Gene Ontology annotation, biological process: pyridoxal 5'-phosphate salvage. NCBI's taxonomy places the organism in Eukaryota, Metazoa, Chordata, Actinopteri, Cyprinodontiformes, Rivulidae. Gene Ontology annotation, molecular function: pyridoxal kinase activity. Gene Ontology annotation, cellular component: cytosol.
ACACAGAUUGCCUACACUAGCCGCUAACAGGCUAACUAACGUAGCUGCACUCUGACCGGCUGCGCCGUGUUUUCAACGUUUGACUCGUGCGUUCCCGUGUUGUUAUGAGUGGACGUGGCUGUCUGUGAAUAACAGGUUAUCUGCAUCUGUCCUCGGCUGACCGGGAGGCGCCAUGGAAUGCCGUGUUCUGUCCAUACAGAGCCAUGUCGUCCGGGGAUACGUGGGCAACAAGAGCGCCUCUUUCCCAUUACAGGUUAUUCUCAUUGGAAAGGCCAGGUGUUGACAGCAGACGAGCUGCACGUUCUUUAUGAAGGAAUCAAACUGAACAAUGUGCACCACUACGACUACGUUUUAACAGGGUAUACCAGAGAUACGUCCUUCUUGGAGAUGGUGGUGGACAUUGUUCAGGAGCUAAAGAGAGCCAAUCCUAACCUGGUUUAUGUCUGUGACCCUGUCCUCGGUGAUCAUGGAUCUAUGUACGUUCCUCAGAACCUUUACCCGGUCUACAAGAACAAGGUGGUUCCUGUCGCCGACAUUAUCACUCCUAACCAGUUCGAAGCUGAAUUACUGACAGGGAAAAACAUCAGCACAGAGAAAGAUGCAGUGGAGGUGAUGGACCUCCUCCAUGCCAUGGGUCCAGACACGGUGGUCAUUACCUCCUCUGAUCUGCCCCCCAGACUGGGAGACCGGUUCCUGGUGUCCCUGGGCAGCCAGCGUCAUGUUCGUCCCGACGGCAGCAGGACGACAGAGAGAGUUCGAAUAGAAGUACCUAAAGUGGACGCGGUCUUUGUAGGAACUGGAGAUCUGUUCGCUGCCAUGCUGCUGGCGUGGACACAUCACUACCCUAACGACCUAAAGACAGCUUGUGAGAAGACGUUUUCAGUCAUGCACCAUGUUAUCCAAAGGACCAUAUCUUAUGCUCAUGAGUUAGCAGGUCCAGGUCGGAGGCCCAGUCCGCCCCAGCUGGAGCUGAGAAUGGUUCAAAGUAAAGCUGACAUAGAAGACCCUGCUAUAGUAACGGAGGCCACGCUCAUAUCCUAACAUUAACAUGUCAUAAGACUCAUCCUAACCUUCACCCAUAAACCUCUGCAACACCUCUUCACAAAGUCUCAUGGCUGUAAACCUGUCUGUAACCUGCAGCGCCUCUUCUGACACAUUCGUGUUGUAACCCCUCUUUCCUGUAGUUGACCUCUGAAAGUCCUUGGUGUCCUGACCCCUAGAUCCAAACCCUGACCCUGUUUAGAACCAGAGCCUUGGAUAGACUGAACACUUGGUCUGGAGGGACUUUUCUUUUCUUUUAAGCACUGAUUAUUUGAUUCUAAAAGCACAAACCAUAUGAAAACCGACACAAGGUAACAUUGUUCUGGUUUCACCUCUGCAGACAUGUGGUACCGGGUUCUGACUGUGUUCAGACCCAACAGAGUCACUUAGAACUGAUGCAGGAUUUAAUGUUUCCCUGCAACAUAAAGACCCAGAUCCUAAAAGGUCAAUAAAAACAGAAAGCAAUGAUUUAAAAAUCCCAUAAACUCAGAUUUGUUCACACAGAACACAGUAAACAGUGUUGACCAGAUGUUUACACACACCUGUGUAAACAUCUGGUCUCAACACUGUGUUGAGACCAGAUGUUGAGACCAGAUGUUUACACACACCUGUGGCUGUGGAGUUAGGGGGGUUGUCCUGUCCCGGGUGGGUUGCCUUUCCAUUUGUCUCAGUCGUUGUGUCCUUGGACAAGACAGUUCGCUCGCCUUGCCUGCCGGUGGUGGUCAGAGGGUCCGGUGGCACCGGUGCAUGGCAGCCCCACUAACGUCAGUGCACCCCAGAGCAGCUGUGGCUACAGUGUAGCUUAGCACCAUCUGUGUGUGAAUGGGUGAAUGACUGUAAAGUGAUUUGGAGUCUGUAGGGACUUGAUGAAGUGCAAUAUGAGUUCAAGACAGUUACAUAUAAAAUGACAGAAGCAUUUUUUCUUGCUGUCUGACAUUAAAUCAGAACAAACCUUUCUGGUUUUCAUAAACUCAGGCUUGUUUACAUAAGACAUAAAUGUUGGUGUUUUUUCAGUGUUUAUUGGUGCAAGUAAACAAAAAACAAACAAACAAACACCUGUUUACAUGGAACCACUGCAGUAAUGUGUCAGGCAGGGUCACCAGAUGGGACAUAGUGAACUGUUGUACUGUCCCUGAUGAUUGUAUUCUGAGCCAAACUAUCAUGUGUUGAGUGCAGUGUUGGAAGAUAAGGUGUGUGUUGUGUUUGGUAAAGAUAGGCACAGAAAAGGGGGGGCAAAAAAAGUUUUGUUUUUAUCUGGCAACCCUGAGAUUGUAUUUUCUUUGUUGUGAAAAUGGACUGGAAAACCCUUUUAUAGCACUCACUCACGCACUGAUCAUGCAGUGGUUGCAUGGUCCCAGUUACAUCUGAACUACCGUAUUUAUUCAUGUAUAAAACAAUCUCAUGUAUAAUACGACCC